This is a messenger RNA of Formica exsecta, 2443 nucleotides long. It is a transcript of the gene Tis11, whose product is annotated as putative E3 ubiquitin-protein ligase UNKL. The transcript is spliced from 2 exons. NCBI's taxonomy places the organism in Eukaryota, Metazoa, Arthropoda, Insecta, Hymenoptera, Formicidae. Bases 299 to 1537 code for a protein of 412 amino acids. The record is from RefSeq and is a predicted model, not a curated record. Gene Ontology annotation, molecular function: mRNA binding; metal ion binding.
GACCAUCGUAUCGAUAUACACGUGUCGAUCGGGACACGUACAGUUUCUUCUUCUUUUCCUUAACGUUCUCGCGGGUGCUUUCGAUGCGAGCUCCAGCGGCAUCGUAUAACGACGCAUACGGUCGGAGUGGCAGUUUUAUUGUGUUCUCCUGAGGAAAGUUUCCUUUAGCCGCGACACGCCGCUGCUAACACUUCUCGGCGCCCGCUGUGAAGGACGAGAGAAAAAGGUAGAAGGAUUGGAAGAAAGAGGGCAGGAGAACACUAGGAUCACACAGUGUUUUUGUGCGAAAUCGAGGAACAUGUCGACUGCCGUCAUGAGUACUCCCAUGUUCGAGUGCAGCGAGCAUCUCUUCAAGAACGCAGCCUCGGCCAAGGCAAAAGAAUCACCGUCGUCUUCGACGUCGGGUACCGCGAACGGCGGCGUCGCCGUCAAUAAUGUCACCAACGGACACGCGCCACUGAAGCGCAGCUAUACUUCCUUGGUGACCACGUUGAUCGAGCAACACCGGAAAUUGGAUCGCAGCGUGAGCGAGCCGACGUCGCGCUACAAGACAGAGCUCUGCCGGCCGUACGAGGAAAGCGGCUCGUGUAAGUACGGCGACAAGUGCCAGUUUGCACACGGCUACGGAGAGCUGCGCAAUCUCGCGCGCCAUCCCAAGUACAAGACCGAGCUGUGCCGCACUUUCCACACAAUCGGCUUCUGCCCGUACGGGCCGCGCUGUCACUUUAUACACAAUUUCGAGGAGGCGCGCAUACAUAAUCAGCAGGUGAGUGCCCAACUAGGCUCGACACAACCGAACAUAAUCGGUCUGAACCCGUUGAUGAGCGCGGCAGCCGCUGCUGCGGCAGCGACCGCGACCGGCAACGGUGCCACCAUCGCCAACAACAAUGGUACCACUGUCAACAAUAACGUCAAUGUCAGCCUGUUGGAGCAUCUCGCUGCGUCGUCCCACGUGGCCGUUGCGGCCGCGGCAGCGGCCACCACGUCGAACCUUAUGCGAACUAACUCGUUGAGCUUAGGUAGCGCCGCCAACGCGAAUGGCUACAAUCAGCCGCCAUUGCUGCGAACGUCAUCGCUGAGCCUGGCUACGAAUCAUCAUCACGCGGUGCAUCAUCAUCAUCAUCAUCAUCAGGUGAAUGCCGUCAAGUCGGUGAUCGGCGCGACGAAACCGAAGCCGCUCAAUCUCAGCCCGACGUUCUCUCUCGGCAGCUCCGCCGAUUCGGUGUCCCCGUCGUCUAGCCUCAGUCAGUCGCCGACGAACUCCAUGGCGAGUUUCUUCAGCGACGACUGUAGUCAGCAAGCGGCGUCAUGCACGAAUCUGCCGACAACGCCGUUCAGUUUUGGUCAAGAUUUCAGUCUACUCGCCUGUUCAAGACAAAGUCCAAGUCCGCGCAAUAACGGUGUGUGCAGUCCUCUCGCCUCCGAUGAGGUAACGCCUAGAACACCCUCCCCGUUGUCACCUAAUACGGAGUCUAGAUUGCCGGUGUUUAAUAGGAUCAGCAGCACCCUGGGUGAUUUUGAUAAUCUCAAGAUUUAGAGCGAUUGCUGCGCGAACCGUGAGGGAGGCGAAACUUUCGAUCAGUUUCGCAUUCCGAAGAGGAAAAGGGCUUCAGGGGGAUUGUGACUCGGGAUUUGAGCGAGGAUAACUUCCCCGCAGUGGAUUCUGUCGGAGGAAAACGUUUUCUUUCGUUUUUUUUUUUAUAUAUGAAGUAUCGCUGUUCGCGCGAUGCGAUUUUCUUUAUUCAUAUCAUCUAACUUUCUCGAAAGAUGAUGCGUCUUUUUAGGCAUACGUCAGGUUUCUUUUUUACCUUUGAAAACCCUUGUCUCUUUUUUCCUCCUUUUUUAUAUAUUAUUACCACCAUAAUCAUAUAUAUCGUAUCAUUACUCUAUUGUAAUAUAUUACUAUAUUACUACAUAUAUUAUAUUAUUAUUAUAUUAUUAUUGAUAUAUUUGUCAUCUUAUUCCUUUUUCUUUUUCUUCUUCUUUUUCUUUUUCAUAUUUUAUCGUUAGGCGUGAGUUUAGCAGAAAAGUGAGAUCAGCCCGGAAGUCUCAACUCGCUAGGCCCGAGACUAAAGUGCUUGGAGGAAGGUAUAAAAGUGGAAUAAGGGGAAUGUGUGAAAGGAUCAGAGGGCGAAACGAUGAUACCGAGCGCAAAUUUAUUCCGAAGUGUGACUUUCCUACGAGCAAGUUGUUCAUUGAUCUCACUUGGUGAAUCUUUAUUACGCCUUCCGGUCCCCACGAACUCAUUGCCCACGGUCCAUCGCCUUCCUCCAUCGGAUUUUUGAGCCUCGAGCAUCACGGCGUCAUACGCACCGGGGCAGGUGAAAUGUUGCAAUAUCCAAAUAGCACGUACAGUUACGUUUCUUCGAGUUUCUUCUCCGUAGGAGGAAGGGUGGGGAAAGUUGUCUCGAGAGUGAAAGGAGAGGCGAGAGUGAGCACUCCG